AUGGCCAGCUCAUCACAUAACCCUGUGAUUCUUUUCAAAAGAGUUUUAUCACUUACGGAGAGCUCUCCUUUGAUUUUAUGUUUGGAUUCCAUGGCCCAGACGUCACACAGGCUAAUUCAAGAGUUUAUCCAUCAAAGCAAGAGCAAAGGCAACGAGUGCCCCGUUGUAUACAUUUCAUUUGAAACGGUAAACGUUCCAUCUUACUGCACUCAGUUUAUCGAUGCUGCCCAGAUGGAUUUCGUGCAUGUGGUGAGGCAAAUUACAUCAUAUUUACCGGCCGCUACUGCCACGCAGGCCAAGAAACACAUGGUUAUCAUAGAUUCCUUGAAUUAUAUUCCUACAGAUCUUAUAACAAGGUUUUUGUCCGAGAUUGCGUCGCCUCAUUGCACAAUAAUCGCUACGUAUCAUAAAGAUAUUACAGAUGAUGAUCAUGCGGUAAUACCUGGCGGAAAUAACAAUUAUCCGGAUAAGCUGACUCUACUACAGUUUAUGGCCACUACAAUUUUGGAUAUUGAAGUGGCAUUGGCUGGCAAUCUCGAUACCGAGGAGGUGGGUGAAUUAUUGAAUGAAUUUAGGAUUCCCCGUGGGCUGAAUAACGAAAUUUAUCAAUUACGCUUCGUCAAUAAAAGGAAGUCAGGCAGAUCACUCGAAUACGACUUUACGAUAGAUUCGAAGAACCACGAAUAUGAAUUAUCAUUGAGCACAAGGCAAGAGGAGGCGGACGGGGGUAAUGAACUGGAAACCCCCGAUAUGUUACAGGGGCUAACUACGUUCAACUUAGGUACAUCCAAUAAGCAAAAGCUAGCCAAAGACCAAGUUGCAUUGCCCUUCCUGGAGGCGCAAAGCUUUGGACAAGGAGGCGCUAUUGUUUAUGAAUAUGAAAAGGAUGAUGACUACGAUGAGGAAGAUCCAUACGAGGAUCCCUUUUAG
Molecule: messenger RNA, 930 nt
Organism: Saccharomyces kudriavzevii IFO 1802
Lineage: Eukaryota; Fungi; Ascomycota; Saccharomycetes; Saccharomycetales; Saccharomycetaceae
Gene: IKI1
Product: Elongator subunit IKI1
Exons: 1
Coding region: 1-930 (309 amino acids)
Biological process (GO): tRNA wobble uridine modification
Cellular component (GO): nucleus; elongator holoenzyme complex; cytosol
Molecular function (GO): tRNA binding
Source: RefSeq, a predicted model, not a curated record